GUUGUAGACAAAAUCUGGUAACGAGGAAUGUUCUCUUCCAUGUAUUAAAAAGUAUUUCGCAUGGGAAUAUGAACUACAAAUUAAAUGACGUAAAAUUCAUUUUGUCAAAAUAACCAAACUCCGAACUCUUCUCGCAUCUAGCGAAGGGAGGGCUCUAAAAAACGUGCGCGGAUAUAACAAUCUAAUACCUGGAAAAUACAUUGAGUGCCGUCUCAUAUAAAUACUCUUUGCUCUUUGGAUACUGCCAUAACCAGGCCUGCCAGCAUGGUCUCCACUAUGUUGACAUCAGUUGACAUUUGAUCUCAUUUGACAGGUGUAGUUAACAACCAGCUAAUUCCAGUCAGGUUUUAAAGCACUGUUACUGCAACGAAAUUUGUAGUUUAUGAAGAUCUAUUACAACGUUAACGAGACAAGAAAUAGCUUCCUAACAAGUCUGAGACUUCGUAACAAUUCCGCCGAUACUGUGUGACAAUUCAAGUGUAGAUUCGUGAUUGGAUGUGCUGUGUUUACAAUUGACAGAAUUAUUUUAACAAAAUUAUUGUAAUUUGACAUUGAAAUUGUCUCAAAAAUGGUAGAAAAUGAAGAGUUUACAGCUGAGAGAGCUCGAGCUGCCUUAAAUAGUGUACUGGAAGCAAUUGAAAUUCCAGAAAAUGCUGUAAAGCUUGGUGAAGCUAAAGAUAAUGCGGGAAAUGACAUGGUAAAAAUGAUGCAGUAUGUAUUUCCUAUUGUUAUGCAAAUUCAGAUGGAUGUUAUUAAAAAGUUUGGAUUUUCAGAAGGACAUGAAGGAAUUGUAAGUUUUUCACAGCAGAUUCGACAGUUAGAAAAAGAAGAUUCAGAAGUGGCUCACUUACAUGCCCAAGUUCGAGCACAUUUCCUUCCUCCUGUGUCAAUAAAUGCGGAGAGUACAUCUUGAAGGGAAGCAAUAAGUACUAUAUUUCACUUUGGAAGUAAAAUUAUUUCAUUGAAAUAUGAUGAUAGAGAAUUAUCUAGAAGAGAAGUCAUAAUGGUGGCAGUUUGUGAAUAAUGAAAAGCAGAUUGAAUACAUGAUAAGUGAACCUCUAAAAGUACGUUUCUGGUCUAAAAAAAAUAAAUUGAUGAAUAAAGUUUAAUGAAAGAAUGAAGAAACAUUGCAUUUUUCCGGAAUGUUUUGAAAAAGAUGAUAUUGCUUGAAGUUCAGGAAGACCAAUGUUCAAAUUUCCAUCUUCUGGCUGUAGUUUUUGUCAAACUUUCGUGAAUGGAGGUUGCAAAGAAGCCCUUGUGUUGACUUUUUUUUGGUAAAUUUCUCUCUGUUAUUAUUUUCAGUUUCUCUCUUUCAUGGUAGAUUUAAGGAUUUGUAGCAAAUGUAUUUGCUCUUUUUAUUUCUGAAAAUUAAAUUGUCCUUCAAAUAUGAAGGUUGAAGCAUCCUGAUGGUUGAAACAACCAAGAGCAUAACUAUUAUUUCUUAUACAUUCUAGUCUUGCUAUCUGUUUCCAGUCAAUUUUGAUUACCCGAAAUCAUCCUCAAAUCCUUCCAAAUCUAUGAAAAUCAGAAAGAAAACAUUUCAUUCAGAGGUACUAUUAAAGUUCUUAAUUUCUCAACACCACUGCAGUACUGCUUUUGGUGAAAUCAAUAUUCAGGCAUUGUCAAUAGCUACCAAGUCAAACAAAUCAUUAGGAAGGCCAUAAGAUUUUUGAUUUGUUUACUUGCUGCAGAAAUAAUCAAUGUACAGUGAUGAACAUUUGCUAACAUUAUAUGUAUUUCUUAUCAAUUUUAUGGCAAUAUUAUUCUCAAUGUAGAAAUUAAUUUGUAAUACUGAUACAUGGGAUGUUAUAAUAAAUUGAAAACUGUGAAUAUUGAUGAAUUUCUUGUUUUUCAUCAUGAGAUUUUACUAUUAAAGAAUCUUGUUGAACAAUUUAUAACUGCAACAUAUUUCAGUAAGA
Molecule: messenger RNA, 1919 nt
Organism: Gryllus bimaculatus (two-spotted cricket)
Lineage: Eukaryota; Metazoa; Arthropoda; Insecta; Orthoptera; Gryllidae
Source: the annotation of a GenBank genome assembly